CGUUUUCACCCACCUGCAGCCUGCUAGACUCUUAGCUGACCUGCCACUCUGUGUUCACUACACACACACGCACACACCUACCUGAAAUCUCACUGUUAACAGUCAUGAUGGCCGUUCCUACAGUUAUGAUGCAGCCAGUAGCGUUUCAGUCUCCAGACAGCCCAAAGACCGGCCAGUGGAGCAGCGGGAUAUGUGACUGCUGCGAGGACAUGAGCACCUGCUGUCUUGGAUUCUGGUGCCCCUGCUGCUUGAUGUGUAACACAAGCGAAAGAUUUGGAGAGUGUUUCUGCCUCCCCCUGGUGCAAAUAAGCUUUGGGGUACCCCUCACCUUUGCUAUGAGGAGCUCCGUGAGAGAGAGAUACCGCAUUCAGGGCACGAUGUUUAAUGACUGCUGUGUGUCCACCUGCUGUGCUGUCUGUGUUUGGUGCCAGAUAGCCAGAGAGCUAAAGCAUCGUCAGAAGCCCCAAGUGAUCGUAAACGCAUCUGUGAGCCCUGCUUAUCAGCCUCCACUGCCUAACACACCUCAGCAGCCUCAGUUCAUGGCGGGACACUGAAGAAACUUUCCAUGUUUCUGGAUUUACUGAAUAUUUAUCACUGUUGAUUAAUAAUCAGAUAAUUGUGAUAUAUAAUAUCAAGUUUAAAGAAGCCUAUUAUCACUAGCUAAAGCACUUACAGAAGCUUUUUCAUGUAGCGCCUAUGUAUUUUUGUACUAAACUGCACUUCAGUGUCAUCUGCAAACUCAUUGACACUAUACAAUAAAGUCUGUUUUAUACAAAUAUGAAAACUUAUGUUAACAUAAACAUUUCUAUUUUUAUUUUGUAGAAACCAUUUACAUGUUAUGC
Molecule: messenger RNA, 842 nt
Organism: Colossoma macropomum (tambaqui)
Lineage: Eukaryota; Metazoa; Chordata; Actinopteri; Characiformes; Serrasalmidae
Gene: ponzr6
Product: plac8 onzin related protein 6
Exons: 4
Coding region: 105-554 (149 amino acids)
Source: RefSeq, a predicted model, not a curated record